Phialemonium atrogriseum is the source of this 796-nucleotide messenger RNA. RefSeq lists its product as uncharacterized. The record is from RefSeq and is a predicted model, not a curated record. Lineage: Eukaryota; Fungi; Ascomycota; Sordariomycetes; Cephalothecales; Cephalothecaceae. Bases 1 to 768 code for a protein of 255 amino acids. The transcript has 2 exons.
AUGACAGAGCUUAGCCACACUGGUGCUGAGAUGUCCUGGGCAGAACCCGAUAUCGACUACACGGCGAUCCGAAUCUGGGACCUGGAAGAGGACCCAAAACCACCAACCAGCGCUAUGGCUCACGCCAACUGCUCCUGCUCCCGCAAGGACCAAGAUGGUAACCAUCGAGUCACCGCUGGCUCCUCCUCUUCCUCCGCCACGUCAUUCAUGCGUCAAAGAAGCCGUCCGAAGUACCGGCGCCUACAAGCGGACCUCGAGGCCCUGAGAUGGAGACUAGUUGAGGCGGAGUGGGAGGGGGGAGAUGGUACGACGGCUCAACCUCGGGUGGCUCAGGAGGUAUGCAGGGCGAAGUGCGGGACCUCUGGCAGGGGUACACGGGGCAACUGCACGUGCCGCGGACGAGGCAGCUCCGCGGGAGCCAUCCUCGUGGCGUCGCCAACCACGCUGGCAGCGCAGCUCCGCGUCGCUCGCGAGCGCACCGGCAGGUUUGCCAUGAAGCUCAACUCGUGGCGGUGCUAUGAGCCGCCGCGUUGGUGCUUGAACGAGGACCUGGGCAACGGCCCGAGCAACCUCGACCCGGUCAACCUUCUGACCAGCGAGAUCGGCUCUAUGACCUGGCUCCACAAGCCUGGCCUCCUGCACUCCAAGUAUCCCAUCUUCAUGGGGUGCCAAACAGGCCUGACAAGGUAUUUGCCUCGGUCCAGAGGCUUUGGAGAGCACCUCGACGAGAUGCGUGGCAUCCUCCGCCCGGUCUACGGGCCCGUGUGAACGUCGAGGUUUGGGCAGCUCGUUGGGG